Messenger RNA from Neoarius graeffei (lesser salmon catfish), 5167 nucleotides. RefSeq names its product tubulin tyrosine ligase-like family, member 5 (gene ttll5). Gene Ontology annotation, cellular component: cilium. The record is from RefSeq and is a predicted model, not a curated record. Gene Ontology annotation, biological process: protein polyglutamylation; microtubule cytoskeleton organization. The transcript has 33 exons. Lineage: Eukaryota; Metazoa; Chordata; Actinopteri; Siluriformes; Ariidae. The coding region runs from base 176 to 4306 and encodes 1376 amino acids. Gene Ontology annotation, molecular function: tubulin binding; tubulin-glutamic acid ligase activity.
UGUAGUUACAGCUGGGGGGAAAGAGAAACACUGCACCUGCGCUCCUCCUGAGAAGUUUCGUUCAAUUUAUCUUUUUUAAUUUAUGCACCAGUAGGUGUCUGCAGGUUGGAGAUGUGUGCUACCAUAAUCCCAUUUAGCUGACAUACUGCAGAUCCUCCCUGUCUCUGUGGUGGAAAUGCCAGCUGUGAGCCAGGAUAAAGAGGAUUCUGAGUCUCAGUCAGAAGACGAGCUAGAGUUCCAUCCCUGUAUAGCUUGGAGUGGGAUCAGCAGGAAGAUCCCAGUUCUGCUCUUCCAUGCUGAAGCUAUUGUGUCCAAAGAUGAAACCAUUUGUUCCAUUGGAGAAAGAUACAACUUGGCCUUCAAGAUUGUACGUACUGAGAGUCGACUCGUGCGAGGCAUUCUUGUCAAUCAUGGAUUCCAUGAGGUCCAUCCAAAUAGUAAUGAUUUCAACCUCAUGUGGACAGGCUCCCACCUUAAGACUUAUCUGCUCCGCAGCUUGCAGGAUUUCCAGAAAGUCAACCACUUCCCCAGGUCAAAUGAGCUGACACGGAAAGACCGGCUGUACAAAAACAUUCAGCGGAUGCAGCAGGCUCAUGGCUUUCAAAACUUCCACAUUGUACCUCAGACCUUCGUUCUUCCUGCGGAAUAUCAGGAAUUUUGCAACACCUUCUGUAAGGACAAGGGUCCAUGGAUUAUCAAACCUGUUGCGUCUUCCAGAGGCAGAGGCAUCUACCUGGUCAGCAGUCCAAGUCAGAUUUCCUUGGAUGAAAACAUCCUGGUCUCACGGUAUAUUAGCAACCCAUUACUGAUUGAUGAUUUUAAGUUCGAUGUGCGAUUAUAUGUGUUGGUGACGUCUUACGACCCGAUCGUUAUCUAUGUCUAUGAAGAGGGGUUAACUAGAUUUGCUACUGUGAAGUAUGACCAUGCUGUGAAGAACAUCAAGAACCAGUUCAUGCACCUCACCAACUACAGUGUAAACAAGAAGAGCAGUGACUAUGUCAGCUGUGAUGACCCUGAAGUAGAGGAUUAUGGGAACAAAUGGAGCAUGAGCGCAAUGCUGAGGUAUUUAAAACAGGAGGGAAAGGACACCGCGUUGCUGAUGCGUCAGAUCGAGGACCUCAUCAUUAAAGCUGUGCUGAGUGCAGAGUUACAGAUUGCUACAGCCUGCAAGAUGUUUGUACCCCAUCGCAACAACUGCUUUGAAUUGUAUGGUUUUGAUGUUCUCAUCGAUUCCAACCUCAAGCCAUGGCUCCUGGAAGUGAACCUCUCUCCAUCACUGGCAUGUGAUACUCCUCUUGACCUGAAAAUAAAGGCCAGUAUGAUCUCGGAUAUGUUUUCUCUCGUGGGGUUUGUAUGCCAGGACCCUCUACUAAAACACAUGCGGUCAGAUAAGGCUGCAUUUGACCCAGCUGUGAAGAAUCACAAAUCUCGGCAUCAUUUCUUCGCACAGACUGCCUCUGCCAAGUCCAGAGUGUAUCAGAGACCGCAGUCUGCUAAUAAUAUCGAGGAGCUGAAAGAGAAACAGGGAGGCAGGCAUGUGGACACUCUGGGCUUGACUGCAGAGGAGUUAAAAGUCCUGAGGAGGGCACAGGAGGAGCACGAGAGGAGAGGUGGAUUCAUUCGUAUUUUCCCCACACCACAAACUUGGGAGCUCUACAGUGGUUAUCUGGAAUACAAGACACCCAUGAACUCCAUGUUGGCUAAUAAACUUUUCCAUGGAAGGUCAGGAAAAUCCACUCUGACCACACAAUUCAGGAACAGAUCAAAGGAUAACGUGCCCUUCGAAGAGGAGGCCUAUAAAAUCUGUCAUGUAGUUCAGUACGAGAGCAAAUUGCUCUCUCUCGAGGCACGGAAACACAGGAAAAGGCACAAGACUAGCCGUGCCACUCCUCGGAGAAGGAAAACUGGUCGAAGGCCUUUACCAUCAUUAGCACACAGCAGUGAAAAUGAGGAAGCUGAUGAGGGAGAGGAGCGAGGACCACAGGGGAAGCAGGAGCACACAAUGUCUCUGGCACACACAGACUCUCAGCCCACCCUGUUGGAGAGGCAGCGAACUGAAGAACACGUUCCAGCUAGAGUCAGCAAACCCAAAGUGGAUCUGCUCCAUAUUCUCCAGCAGGGGUGGGAUCUCAGUAAGAUUCAGGCACGCAUGGCCUUCUCCUCUUAUCUCCAUCGGGUUCAGAUGAGGCUGCUUGUAGAGAGCAAGACCAACAGUACUUCUGCUUGGGCACAAAAGGACAAUGACCAGAUGGAGCUGGUAAUGCGUUUUCUGACACGAGCUGCCAGUAACCUACAGCAGGACAUGCAGGUAGUGCUACCCAGCCGCCGGCUUCCCUUGCCUGACCGUCGCCGCAUGCUGGCCCAUCAGCUUGGGGAGUUCAUCCACUGUUAUAACCAGGAGACGGAACAAAUGGUAAAAAGUUUGGGGAAGACUGAAUACGAAGAUCAAUGCAUCAAUUCAAAUGUGUUUCAGGAGUUUAUUUUGGAAGCAAGUGAAAGUGAUCUAGAAGAUGUCCUCACUUUCUACACACACAAGAACAAGUCUGCCAGUGUGUUUUUGGGGAGCUCCAGAAGAGACCAUAGCAAAGAACGCAGUAACAGCUCAGGAGAGCCAGCAAAUCAUCACAGUAAGAAGACUCUGUUAAAUGCCAGAGAAGGCUCUAGUGCUUCAGGAUUGUCGCUGACUGCCAAGGCCAACUCACCAAAAAACGGAGAAGUCCAAGAGAGUGUAACCAGACCAGGAUGCAACAAAAGCAGUAUAACUGUGAACAUGAGAAGCCAUAGUAACACUAUCCAAAACAGUGACAAAUAUAGUACAUUAAAUAAUGGCGGACACAAAAACAACAAAAUUCAUAAUGGAAAUCCAGUGACAGAAGGUCAGCCUGAGGCCUUAACGGCCUCUGAGACUCAAAUUAAUGAAAGCAAAAUAAGAGGUUUACAAGAUGGAGAAUUUUGGAGCAAAAGAUCCAAUAUUACAGUGGUUGGAAAUGAUGAAGAACUGUCAAAAGCGGUUAAAGAUACUAUUACGCAGCCUGAAACUGUAAAAAGUUAUAAAUUGCAAGUCAAGGCCAAGGGUUCUCGGCACGCUUCAUCUUAUCGUACAGCCCUAGACUGUGAGCAUAUCCACCUGCAGCAGUGCUUCCCACGAUCUGAACGCGAAGCUCAGCCCCAGACUCAACCUCCUCCUUAUAUCCAUCCUCCCCCACACCUGCAUGCUGAAUCUCAAAGCAAACCACAAGCUACUUUAUCCUCUUCAUCCGCAAGUUCUCUGCAGCCUACGCAAGUAAGGUGGGCUUCAUCGAAAUCAUGUUCGCCGAGAUCAUUCGCAACGACUGAAGUGCGACAACAAAACCCGGGUUCACAAACGGCACAGCCGGUCACUAGUGGCGUUUCAUCGUCCAGUGCCUGUACUGCAAACACGUACAGUCAGAAAGUCCUGUGGCCGCCUGCUGCAGUGCAAGUGACUAAUAAGGCCAAAAAGGCCAGACCUGCUUCUGCAGGAGUGUUGAAGGAGCCAGAUUCACUCGCGGCCCAGGUCCAGUCAAAUCAGCAGGCUAUUGUGGCUGCGCUGAAAAAACUAGUGGAGAAACAAGCAGCUCGCCAGUACAGCACCUCCAGCCACAUUAGUCUCCUAACACAACAUUUGACCAACCUGAACCUGGCUAAAGGAGUUUUCAGCAGAGGAACGCAGAGCGUCCCAUCAGGAGCUUGGCGUGAUGCAGCUACAACUCAACACUCAGGCAUGAACCUCUCUGGUGCUGUGAGUCACAGUGAGAACGAUGGUGAUGGAAGGUGUCCGAGUGCCUGUAAUUUGGCUACAGGAGCAACUUUGCGGCCCUCAUCAGACAGCGAUCAGCUCCAGUUCACCAUCCAACAGCUCCAGCAGCAGAAACUACAGUCCAGGAAGCUACUGGACCAGAGCCGCUCUCGACAUCAGGCCAUGCUGGAUGGACACACGCUUAUACCUGGUGCUGUCCCCCAAAACCCUGUUCCUGCCAGCUGUAGCAUUCAGGUUAACUCACAGUCCCAGACCAGCAUGAAGCAGACAGCGAGUCAGAGAGAUUCAUGCCAUCCUGAACACCUGGUCCCUACCCGGGGUGCCACCACUCUGAUUCCCAAACCCCCUAGCAGCACACCCAAGGAUACACUCUCGCACAAGACUGCCACUAAACGAGCAACGCAUGAGGCUCCAUCCAGAAAUGGCUCAUCCAGUCAACAAAAUGCUGUUUAUGACACCACGUGUGGAAAAACAAGUCUGUCGGUUUACAGCAAAUUGUUCCACACUCACAGGUCCAGACCGAGAUGACUGAGCGAAGGCUGGUUCAUCGAUUACCUGCGUGGUGUUGGAUCUCUUCACAGGAGCAAUUUUUUUUUUUUUUUUUUAUAAUUAAGACUCAAGCGUCAGUAUGGUUUACCAUGAUGGAGUAGAAAAUUCUGUUCAGUGAAUAGUUUGGCUAAAAUGCCCAUAAUUCUACACUUCUCUACCAGUGCGGUGAAUCAUUCGAGGUGUAUAGUGUACGAAACUUGCUUUUUCAGUUUUUCCACUUGAGCUACAAGGCUAAUAUGGAUAAUAAACAAGGGGAGCUUAUACUUGCAAGCCUCCAUCGCAUAAUUGCCUCAAACCAGUUGUUAUAUGAUCCCAAAUAGACUUGCUGCUGUGGUUUCUGACCGUGCGACACGCUGUUAGCUAUUGGAACAAAAACCGUAGUGGCAGCCAUCUUAAAUUCUUCAUCAGUUUGGUAUUACACCGCACAAGCAUCAUAUUUAGGUCGAAGGUGUAAAGGUGAAAUUGUAUAUGUAAAGUGUCUUGGAUGACAAUUUGCUCAUUUGUAUAUUUAAUUCCUUUAAAUAAUUUAUUUUUUUAAUUAUAAACCGUUAAGGAAACUGUUUACGUACACGUUUGUAUUAUUGAGACAAACCAUGUCUGUCUUCGUAAGCAAGCCAUUUGCGCGCUAUUGGUUAUACUGGUAGCUUUAAACUCUCCUGAUUUGUUAGCCACAUGAGCCUUAUAGCUCUAACACAACACCAAAGGAAACUAAACUUGGAGGAUUUUUUUUUUGUAAGUUUUUGGUCAGACUAUUCCUUUAAACAAAACGUAACCUCUCCAUCCAUUCCUCUUUGCCUCUUCACUGUGCAGCUAGCAUACAAUAAACAUUUUUAUAUCCUC